AUGCAACCUGAGGACACUAGCUCUGAAGAAAAAGAGGUGUUAAGCUGGGAUAUCAAUGACAUGAAACUGCCACAGAAUGUGAAAAAGACUGACUGGUUCCAGGAGUGGCCAGAUUCCUAUGAGAAGUACAUUUACAGCUCUGAGGACAGAAACGCACAACGACACCUGAGUAGCUGGGCCAUGCGCAACACCAACAACCACAACUCACGCAUCCUCAAGAAGUCAUGCCUGGGGGUGGUGGUGUGCAGUCUCAACUGCUCUACGGAGGAGGGCCGCAAGAUCUACCUAAGACCUGCUAUCUGUGACAAAGCCCGACAGAAGCAGCAGCGAAAACGCUGUCCCAAUUGUGACGGGCCUCUGAAGCUAAUUCCCUGUCGAGGUCAUGGGGGCUUCCCAGUUACCAACUUCUGGAGGCAUGAUGGACACUUCAUAUUUUUCCAGUCAAAGGGAGAGCAUGAUCAUCCAAAGCCAGAGACCAAACUGGAAGCAGAAGCAAGGAGAGCCAUGAAGAGGGUGCACACAGCACCUGCCUCCAUCUCCUUAAAGCUCAAGACAAACCCAGAGACAAAGUCUUUUCCAGAUGAAACACAAAAUUGGGGGAGUUUACCUUUAACUUGGUCUUCCCAGGAAGGUGUCCAAUUGCCCAGCAGUUAUGGAGGACAUUUAAUAGCUAACACUCCUCAGCAGAAGUCCCUGAAUGAUUGCUUCUCCUUCUCUAAGACUUGUGGUUUUGGGGGAGCAGCUGACCCAACAGAUCCCACCUCCACUAACUUCUAUGAGAAAUGCAAGUUUUCAAGCAAUAGGAUCUAUAACAGUGGAGACCUUCAGCCUUCUGCCUCUGGAGUGUUCCCUGACUACAAUGAUCUGCAAGCAUGGAAUAAAAGCUCCACCCUGGGGAGAAGUCCUCUUAGUGACAACUGCUGCCCUAAUUACCCAUUCCCAUUGACCAGCUGGUCUUAUGACUUCUCCCCUUCCCAGAAUGCCAUGGAGUCCUUUCCUCAACAGAUUGCCAUGGAACCACCAGCGGUGAAAGCAAACUGCCACCCACUGUGGCCCAAUCCAGGCAGUGAUCUUUAUGAAGAGAAGGUGCAUAUGGAUUUUAACACUUACUGUUCUUCCACCCUGUGCCAUUCACCCCAGGAAGACCCUUUUCUCCUCACCUAUACUUCUCAUCCUCACCAUCAAUAUUCUCUGCCAGGCAAGAGCAGCAAAUGGGGUUUUGAUGAAGAUAUGAGGUGUAUGGGUUUGGAUCACUGCAACAAUGAAAUGCUUUUGAACCUCUGUCCUUUAAUGACCCAAAUAUGAAUCUUUGGGGGCAGAAGGUGGGAAUGUGAU
Molecule: messenger RNA, 1335 nt
Organism: Suncus etruscus (white-toothed pygmy shrew)
Lineage: Eukaryota; Metazoa; Chordata; Mammalia; Eulipotyphla; Soricidae
Gene: GCM1
Product: glial cells missing transcription factor 1
Exons: 5
Coding region: 1-1305 (434 amino acids)
Biological process (GO): regulation of transcription by RNA polymerase II; gliogenesis; cell differentiation involved in embryonic placenta development
Cellular component (GO): nucleus
Molecular function (GO): RNA polymerase II cis-regulatory region sequence-specific DNA binding; DNA-binding transcription activator activity, RNA polymerase II-specific
Source: RefSeq, a predicted model, not a curated record